Molecule: messenger RNA, 2438 nt
Organism: Nylanderia fulva
Lineage: Eukaryota; Metazoa; Arthropoda; Insecta; Hymenoptera; Formicidae
Gene: Atf6
Product: bZIP_ATF6 domain-containing protein ATf6
Biological process (GO): regulation of transcription by RNA polymerase II; endoplasmic reticulum unfolded protein response
Cellular component (GO): nucleus
Molecular function (GO): RNA polymerase II cis-regulatory region sequence-specific DNA binding; DNA-binding transcription factor activity, RNA polymerase II-specific
Source: RefSeq, a predicted model, not a curated record
GCGGAGCAGAAAACGCAAUGUGAGAUAUGUCACUUUAUAAUAACAAUAGUUGAUGAUUUUUCUAACUCAAUGAAAUCUACGCAGUAUUCAACGUAUAUUGUUAACCCAACUUUGAAGUUUUUCAAUCAGAAGUGUAUUUCGUUACAUAAAAGUUUGAGUUUUCCAUUAAGUAUACUUUGUUGAGUGAAAAAGCGUAUAAGAUACAAGUUUCAACAGACAACCAGAGUUGUUUUGCAAUAUUAUACAGAGAUAUACAAAUGUUACCAGGCUUCGAAAUUUUAGAAGGAAGCUGUCAGUACGACGAUUUGUUUCAAUCAUGGAGAAGCGAAUUAGAUAUGUCUAUGACAACAGAAGAAGAAGAAAAAAUUAUAAUCCCAGAUUAUAAGUUUGAAAAUAAAACAGAUAAGGAUGUAUUGGACUUAAAUUUUAAAGAAUUUGAUUUCAAUUUUCUACAAAACAGUCCAGAAGUAGAAGAAACAAAUGAGAUAAAAAAUGAUAUUAAAUUUGAACCUGAAAGUCCAGAUGCACAAUUUUCACUAUCACCCAGCCUAAAUCACUCAGACUCUAAUGAUUCAGAUAAACAAGCGACAAGAUAUUUGAUGCAAGAAGUAUCAAAUUGUUCAACACAAAAUGUGAACACAGAGGUUUCUUUAGAAGCACCACUAAUUUCUUGUGUAAAAUAUACAUCUUCAUCAGAAUCAUCUCAAUCACCUCUAAAUAUAUCAAAUGAAAUACCAGUUGAACUUACAUCUGUUAACGAGGAAGAUGCAAAACAUGCACAAUUUAUUUAUACAAAAAGAGAUUUUACAAAACAUCUUAAUAUACAAUCUUUGCCAGUAGAUGUUGCACAACAUGUAAAAAAUGGUAAAUCUCAGGAUACUUUUAUCCUUCAAGAUUUUACACAGAAUGCAAAUUCACAAUAUAUAUUGUGUCCUUCAGAACUUCAGAUGUUAUCAACAAAGAGACAUGUUAAAGUACAAAAUUCAUUGAAUAUAAAUCCAACUAAUAUAAGAACAAAGACUCCAGCGCUUCAUUUACCACAAAAUGGAACUAACACUGUAUCAAAUAUUUGUCCAGCAAGUGCUACUGACUCAGUAGAAAAUUUGAUAAAUUGCACACAAUUUCAAAUAAUGCAGGAUGAAACAUUUUCAUUAAUUGCAAAGAAUCAAGAUUUAAAUUCAACGAGAGACGACCAAAAAUUAAAGGCACUAAAAAGACAACAAAGAAUGAUAAGAAAUAGGGAGUCUGCUAGUCUCUCAAGGAAAAAGAAAAAAGAAUAUGUAUCUGCUUUAGAGAAACGAGUGGACGACUUGAUGGAAGAAAAUAUACAAUUACAAUCAGAAAACAAGAUUUUAAAGCAAAGAUUAAUGGAAAUGGAAGACAGUAUUAUAGAUAAUAAUAAAUUUAAACAUAAACAUUUAAGUUUACCUACAUUAAGUAUUAAACCUUUCUUAAGGAAGAAAGGACAGAGGAACCUCGUUCUCUUUUUAGGAAUGAUUUUCAUAAUAUCUUUCAAUGUUAAUGGUCUUAAGGGAACACUUUUAAGCGUCAAAAGUGAUUCUGACAGUUUACCAAUAGCUAUUCCCGAUACGGAAAUCAGACAUGGCAGAAGAUUAUUCUGGACAGUGAAUGAAAAUGAUAACAAUAUGGAGAAUCAAAUUGAAAAAGAUUUUAAUAAAAGUGUACCGACACAUCAAUUAAUGUGUCCAAUGUAUAUUAAUCAGAGCGAAUUGAUACGUUUAGAUAAUGAAUUGAGACGUUGGAUUGGUGGUGAAUCCGAUCGAGAUAAUCGAACUGCAAAAGAAACGAAAUUAAAAACAAAUUCAUUAAACGCACUCUUGUCAUCAAAAUCACAAUUAGAAGAAAAAACAAAAAGAAAACCGUACUUAUCGCGAGAUAGAAAAAUAAAAACUGUACACAAAAUGAUUGAUAUAUCUGAUCGAUAUUCUAAUAAUAAUGCGAUUGAGAUCUUCUCUCCGAUAUUGAGCAAACACGCUUCUCUAUUUGAAGCUUUGGGAAGAAAAGAUGAUACAUUUUACGUCGUCUGGUUUAGUGGCGAACAUUUACUAUUGCCAGCUUCUCGAAAAAAUGAUACAGCGAGACCUAAAAUGUCUUUAGUUCUACCUGCUGUAUCUAUGGUAGAUGGUACGUUUUCAACGCCAUCUAAUCAUAUAACAAUGAUGCAAAUUGAUUGUGAAGUGACAAAUACACAAGUAUUACAUUUACAACAAUCCAUCAUACCUGUUCACUUGCGAAAUAAGUCUACAAGUCAAUCAAAUCGAUCUCACUCGGUUGAGGACAUGGUUUAUCAAUCUAAUAUCACCAGAAAUUACAAACCAUACUUUAUGAAAGAAGCAAAUCAAAAAUUUCGAAACAGAAAACACUUGGUUUAAUAUAAUUAUAGAUGAAUAUUAUAUAGUAGUGCAAUUAUAUAGAAU